UCUAAUUAUCUAACCUAAUGACUUACCAAAAACCUAACGUCUAUCUUUCCGGCUCGCUGGCCCUCUUUGCCUAAAUUUCAGAGUCAAACGGCGACUUACGACCCAUAAUCCGAUCCGCACAACUCUCUCUUGCUUCGGUUUGGGAUUGCGGAUAAGAUGUGCCGUCAGAAUUCUUGUGCUCAAUUGUCUGUAGAAAAGAAAACUGCAGCUGAAGAGAGUCUACUAAUAUAUUGCAAGCCUGUUGAACUAUACAAUAUUCUUCAGCGCCGUGCUUUACACAAUCCUUCAUUUCUUCGAAGAUGUUUGCAUUACAAAUUACAAGCAAGGCGUAAAAGGAGAUUGAAGGCUGGAAUUGUAAUUUUCAACUAUAGAGAUUACAACAACAUGCUACAGAAGACUGAAGUAACUGAUGACUUCUGUUGUCCAUUUUGCCUGAUGCAAUGUGCAAGCUUUAAGGGUCUUCGGUAUCAUUUGUGUUCUUCACACGACCUAUUCAACUUUGAGUUUUGGGUAACUGAAGAGUAUCAGGCAGUGAAUGUCUCUGUGAAGAUUGAUAUAUUAAGAUCUGAGACCGUAGCUGCUUCAGUGGAGCCAAAACUGCAAUCAUUUUUGUUUUGCUCAAGGCCUCGAAAGCUUAGGCGAAAGGAACUUGAUCAAAAUGAAAAGCUUGUUAAUGUACAGUUCCUGGAGUUGGACUCACCCAGACCAGUCGGGGAACAUAUGCAUAAUGGUUUUUUGGAGAAGGAUGAUGAUGUUCAAUCAUGUAAAGGCGAGAUGGUUUCCAAGUCAUUUCCUAGUGUAAAAGAAAUGCAUAAUGGAAGGGUUGGAGGAAACUAUGGUCCUGAUUAUCCUGGUGCUGCUGGGUGCAUAGAGCGUGUUGCAUCCAGUUCUAAUGUUCCUGGCGUUUCAAUUGCCAUGGCUCAAUCUUCUGUUGAUCCUGAAUGUGUUAAAUCAGUAUCUGGAAGUGAUCCUGCAGUCCCUGCCAAAGCAAGGAAAUCAAGCGCUGAGCGGUCAGACCCUAGAAACCGUGUACUCCUGCAGAAGCGACAGUUCUUUCACUCUCACAGAGUUCAGACUAUGGCAUUAGAUCAAGUACUUUCAGACCGGGAUAGUGAAGAUGAAGUUGAUGAUGACAUUGCGGAUCUUGAGGAUCGAAGGAUGCUUGAUGACUUUGUGGAUGUUACAAAAGAUGAAAAGAAGCUUAUGCAUCUUUGGAACUCAUUUGUGAGAAAGCAAAGGGUGCUGGCAGAUGGUCAUGUUUCCUGGGCAUGCGAAGCAUUUUCGAAGCUUCAUGGACAAGAACUCAUCUCAUCUCCAGCUCUCUUUUGGUGUUGGAGGUUAUUCAUGAUCAAACUUUGGAAUCAUGGUCUUCUUGAUGCCUGCACAAUGGACAACUGCAGUUUAACUCUUGAAAAAUUCAGAGAUGAGGGAUCAGAUGCUAUGAAAAGCUAACGAGGAGAUUAUUAGUUUCUUUAGUUCUAAAGCAAAUGGAUAUGAUAUUUCUAGUUACAUUUUUUCUUUCUCGCUCCCUCCGCCAAACAAGCAAAAAAAAGGUCUUGCUUAUACGUCAAUCAUCGAUUCAAAAGAAAUGAGAUUCAUAUUCUUUUCACGGCAGCGAAAGGAACCGGGGCUUCCAUCUCAGUGAUGUAUCCAUCCUCUUAAUAAAUGAGCCUCUGGUUGUUUUAAAUUUGUCGAGGAAAGCGGUCUAGACUUGUGACAACGGCAUUUCCAACCCAUGGGAUGUAUAAUCACACCCUAAUCUUAGCAUUUCUUUCAUCUUAUAGAUUGGUUGUAAAGUAUGAGUUAUACCUCACACACACUUAUUUGUUUCCUUUUAUUUUGACAUCUCCUUCUUUUAAGCUGCAAUUGGAUCAAACAUUUGAAUUAUCAUGAUAUUAGAGUGGCUCUGUAUGGUUUCUACAGGCACAUCAUGUUGAUGAGAUCUUUCUUGAACCAUUA
Molecule: messenger RNA, 1959 nt
Organism: Juglans regia (Persian walnut)
Lineage: Eukaryota; Viridiplantae; Streptophyta; Magnoliopsida; Fagales; Juglandaceae
Product: polycomb group protein EMBRYONIC FLOWER 2-like
Exons: 15
Coding region: 157-1452 (431 amino acids)
Cellular component (GO): nucleus
Molecular function (GO): chromatin DNA binding
Source: RefSeq, a predicted model, not a curated record